Molecule: messenger RNA, 7328 nt
Organism: Cheilinus undulatus (humphead wrasse)
Lineage: Eukaryota; Metazoa; Chordata; Actinopteri; Labriformes; Labridae
Gene: parp14rs1
Product: poly(ADP-ribose) polymerase family member 14-related sequence 1
Exons: 15
Coding region: 1704-6869 (1721 amino acids)
Biological process (GO): negative regulation of gene expression
Cellular component (GO): nucleus; cytoplasm
Molecular function (GO): transcription corepressor activity; NAD+ poly-ADP-ribosyltransferase activity
Source: RefSeq, a predicted model, not a curated record
AAACUUCAUGUGGCCUUCAGGCUAGCUCAAGAACAGUGCGCAGAGAGCUUCAUGGAAUGGGUUUCCAUGGCCGAGCAGCUGAAUCCAAGCCACACAUCACCAAGUGCAAUGCAAAGCGUCGGAUGCAGCAGUUUAAAGCACGCUACCAUUGGACUCUAGAGCAGUGGAGACGCGUUUUCUGGAGUGAUGAAUCGCGCUUCUCCAUCUGGCAUAGGGGUGUAAAGGUACGUGUAUUCGUACCGAACCGAUUCGGUACGGGCCUCUCGGUACGGUACUAACUUGUACCGAACUAAUACAUGUGGAGCCAAGCUCAUACACAAAAGGAAAACCAGAAAACAACUCACUGUCACACUGUCCUGACAACCACAGCAAAUGACAGCAACAGCCUGAAUAUUCCCAGAUAAAAGUAUCCUGUUUAGGAACACUUUGUUUCCCAGUAAAAUACAACAGUGGACAAAGACAACCAUAGUAGCUGUCAUUAUACUACAACUGUGUCGCUGAAAGCACGUCGUCCAGCGGACCAAUCAAAGCGUUUGAAAAAGCUCAAACGUCACUGUAAAGAGGAGGAACAGCAAAGUCUUACCAGCCGGUUAUAACCUUCUUAUUCUUUAAGAUCGUUUUUAUUGUAACAGUGGUGCUCUGGCUCAGUGAAUCAAAUUAAUUUUACCUUCAUGUGUCAGCCCCGGAGGAGGGAGAGAUGGACUCUGCAGUUGCGUCCUAGGUAGAGUUAUCCUCAAAUUUCCCACGGCUCUAACCUCUUUAUCUGCCUAGAUGGGCUGUGAAAAGUUUCCCCAAACUUUUUAGUAGGUCCCAUUGAUUAAAAAAAUAAUCCAGUGCUGAAGUCCGUGUUGAAAUCGGCAGGAAAGACGCUAAUUAGCAUAUUUAACAAGCUAACUCACGGUAGUAUGAUGAUGCGUUCAAGGUGGCUGGGAAAUGUUGUUUUUUACAGGAUGGGUAUAAAUAUGUCAACAUAUCAAUGAAAGUAACCUAGUAACACAAAAAUGUAUUUAUUUAGUAAUAUUUUUUUUUAUCAUUGAAGAACUUUUGGAAGGAGGUUACAGCAUUAUUAAUAAUCUAAAUCUAAUUUAUUCAGCCUAUUUAUUUUAAUACAAUUUAAUCAAGUCUUUAGCACCAGAAGAACUGAGCAGAGGCAAAGGGAAACCCUCAUCUUCUGGCACAUAGCCAAGUGUACAUGAUCCACAGUAUAUAGUAAUCGUAACAGGAAGAACUGGACAGGAGUCAGCCCAGUGACAGUCAAUCCCAAUGCAGCAUAACGCCAAUAACAAACAGUGCAGCAGGGAACAGCCACAUAUUACGCUCCGUUUCUAUCGCCAUUUACAACCGGGGAAGGACACCGCAGAGUUCAACAGGUAAAUAUGAUCAGAUGAUCCAAAUGAAGAGAUGGAAUUAAUGAAAUCCCGAGACAGCGACUAGGUGAUCCAGAUCGGGUUUUGUUUCCGUGCACCUCCAGCAAGCAGUCACGUCACAUGUAGCCAGGAACACAGGAAAUUUCAAAACCGGCCGCCGUGCUGCUGCAGUAGUUACGUUUUAAAAACAGGACCAAGUGUUUUUAAAACAUCGGGAUCAAACCUGGACAGCGCAGAGAAGAGUGUUGAAACCCUGUCCCCAAGUCACGGGGCGAACCGGCCCUUCAGGAAUAUGCGAGACGGCUCCACUGCAGCUCCGACAGGCGAACAGGAUCCAUGGACCGGACACCUGAAUUAGCCAGGAUCCCACAGAAACGGCGAAAAACAGACGUAGAUGAGAAGAGCAUACAACCUCCCAUUGAAGAACCCAAACCUGCUGCAAGAGUUCAGACGGAAGAGAAGGGUGAAGAUGAUGACUCUGAAGAGGAAGAGCUCUGUUCCACUCAGGCUGUUAUAGAAAAAAUUCCAGUGUCUGUUAACCAAGAGUAUUUGGAGAUGCUGGUGGAAAAUGUUUUCAAGAACACCGACUCUCCAUCUGCCUCCCAGAGCUUCACUUUAGACGUCCUUCCUGCUAUAUCCUCAGCUGUGGUGACUUUUAAGAGUGAGAACAAAAAGAAUGACUUUGUGACCGGAUGCCUCCAUAACAGAAACUUCACAAAGAAAGGAAUCAGAGUCCGACCUCUGGAACUGACGAGGCAGGUCUUGGUUGAUGAUGUGAAAAAGAUCAGUGAAGAUUACCUCCGUCUUUAUUUUGAUAACGAAGGUGGCGAUGUGGAAGAUUUUGUGCUGAAUGAACAGGAACAGUCUGCCCUCAUCACCUUCAGCAAUCCUAAAGCUGUUCAAAAAAUCCUGAUGAAGAAGCAUCUCAUCCAGAAGGAGGAGAUCAGAGUUUAUCCUUUUUACGAAUCACUGGGAAUAGCUCUCUACGGAAAAGACGCACCUUCACUCAAACUUCCUGCUGCUAUCUCUGAGCCCAUUGAAGAGGCUGUGUGGAGAUACCUGAAUGACAGACAAACAGCGUUAAAGACAAUUCAAAAUCAAUUGACAAAACACUUCUGCAAGGUCACCCUCGGCCAAUCUGCUCUAUGCUUGAACCCUUUUCCUUCAUUACUGCAAGAACAGAACGCCAAAGCCAUUGUCAAAGAUUGGAGGGAUGAUGUGAGGUCAGCCUUAGAACUGGCUUUGUCAAAUAUCAAAUCCACAAAGUUUCAGCCAGAGCCAGAAGUGUGGAAAGAGUCUGAGAUGAAGAUCAGAGAAGUGCUGAGGAAUGAGGAUGUAGCUGUGGUGCCUGAUAGAGCCCGUGGCAUUUUAUCAGUGGUCGGACCGCUUGCUGACAUCAACAAACUACAGCCAAAUCUUACUGAAGUCAUCAACAAGAUCACAACAAGGGUGCACAGGGAGAAAUUUAGCGAGACCCAUGAUAUCAAAGUGUCACAGUUGAUUUUCAAUGUUCUGUGCCGAGAAGGUCUUCGAGACAAACUGCUUCAAGUUUACCCAGAGCUGAAAAUGUCGUUCAGCAAAGGGAGCACAGAUUUGUCUAUCACUGGCUUAAAGGAUGAGAUUUUUGCAGCAAACAGAGUGAUAUAUGAUGCCAUGCUUGCCCUGAAACGACAACAUUUGGAACUAGAUAACUCUAUCCUUGACUUGUUGAAGGAUGAACAACCAGAGAAGCUCACAGAUGCUUUUCUAAAACCAAGUGGAAUAAAUGCAGUAUUUGAUAUCAGUGCAAAUAGAGUUCAUCUACUUGCUGCUUCUGACAGAGGUCUGACCGAGGCUGGCGAUUAUCUUAAGAAGCUGCUAGUGACUCGAAACAUUGAUGUAGAAGACCGUAAAGUCUUGUAUAAGCCAGAGUGGCAGGACCUAGUCAGUCAGUUGGAGAAUGCCGACAACAAGUCACUGAGAACAAUUAGAAUCCAUGCUGCUGGUCAAAAAGUGGUGGUGUCGGGCCUCACUGAUGUAGUCAAAAGAGUUAGCAGCACAGUUGAAGACUUCUUGGCAAAGAAUGCUCAGGUUGAAGAAACUGUUAAUGUCAAGCCCAAUGCAAAAGUUGAAUACAUGAGCAAACUAGACCUGUCUUGGUUGAAGAAAAUGGAGGACAAAGUUGCAGUUCACUACAAAAAGGAGGCCCUCUCUCUAAGCGGUUGUAGAGUCCACGUCACAGAAUGUAAGAAGUUGGUUGAAGAUUUUAUCUCUUCUUUGGUCUUUGAGCGUUUACGAGUACCCAAACCUGGAGUGAGGACCUUCUUUCGGGAAAAAGAAGAUAUGUAUGUUUCCUCACUUUGGACUGAUACGGGCUGCCGGGUCCAGCUGGUUGAUGAGUCUAGUGAUGAUGGACAAGAUGACAAUAAAAAAUUUCCAGUCCCUGUCUAUCAGCUUCAGACAAGUGAUGGAGUAGAAAUAGCAGUUUGCAAGGCAGAUAUGUGCACCUACCCUGUAGAUGCAGUGGUUAAUGCUUCUAAUCAGGAUUUGAAACACAGUGGUGGUCUUUCAGCUGCGCUUCUUAAGGCUGCUGGCCCUCAAUUGCAGGUUGAAUGUGACCAACGGAUCAGCUUAAAUGGACAACUCAGAUUUGGAGACUGUGUCAUAACAGGUGCAGGGGGACGGCUAUCCUGCAAGAAAAUCAUCCAUGCAGUUGGACCUGUCUUUGAUCCAGCUAAAGCCCCAAAGACCCAGGCACAGCUGAAAAGAGCAGUUAAAGGAAGUCUAGAACUUGCAGAAAGGCGAGGCUGUGUCACUGUGGCUCUGCCAGCCAUUAGUAAAAACCAAGGCUUUCCUCUGGACUUGUGUGCAACCAUCAUCGUCAGAGCUGUGAAGGAGCACUGUGAUGAAAAGGCUGACGACAACACCCUGAAGAAGAUCCAUUUGGUGAACAAUGACGAUAAUGCUGUGAAGGCUAUGGAGCGGGCUGUCAGACAGGAGUUUGGGAACCAUGGUGCCAGUUCUUCUCAGCAGACUCUCCCAACUAAACCACUAGUAGCUGCAAAGCCUUCUGGAUCUGACCUCAACUGUCUGGGCAAAGUGACGACCGCGGAGGGCCUCGCCAUCUCCCUUAUCAAAGGGAAUAUUGAAAAUGCUACGACGGAGGUUGUUGUGAAUACCAUAACCAAAGAUCUUGAUCUAAGCAAGGGGGCAGUUUCAAACGCGAUCUUCCGCGUUGCUGGACCGAAACUUCAGCAGGUGGUGAGGGCAAAAAGUCCAAGUGGAAAUGUUGGUGAGGUCAUCGUUACAGAGGGCUGCAACUUGAAGAGCAAACAAGUCUUUCAUGCAGUUGCACCUCACUGGGACAACGGCCAGGGCCAACCUGGAGAGAGUCUGAAGGGCAUUUUCCGUGACUGCUUGGGCAAGGCAGAGGACAGUGGUCUUGCCUCCAUGUCUCUCCCUGCUAUCGGCACUGGAAACCUGGGCUUCCCAAGAGACCUCGCAGCUUCAUUGAUGCUGAAGGAAAUCUUAGAUUUUAGCAGUAAGAAGCAGCCAAAGCACCUAAAGAACAUUGUCAUCAUCCUUUACCCAGGGGAUGCAAAGACCAUCCAGGUUUUUACUGAUGAAUUUAAGACGCAGUUCCCCAACGCCUCAGUUGGAUCAGUGCCAACAAGUUCCCCACAAAAGUCAGGUCCUUUCUCCAAGAUUGUCUCUGGCUCAGGAAUAUAUGAGACCAAAAUGGGAAGUGUGGCUGUACAGGUGGUCACAGGAGACAUAACAAAGGAGAACUGUGAUGUCAUCGUCAACUCCUCCAAUGAGAGUUUCACUCUAAAGACAGGGGUGUCAAAGGCUAUACUUGAAGCAGCUGGUCCAGCUGUUGAAGCACAAUGCCAAACACUUGGUGCAUUGACCACCUCAGACAUUAUACUGACCCAACCAGGUAACCUCAAGUGUAAGAACAUCCUCCACUUGGUUGGACGGUCAGACCCUGCAGUAAUCUACAGUGUUGUGAAAAACGCGCUCCUCAUGUGUGUGAAACACAAGUUCACCUCUGUCUCAUUUCCUGCGAUCGGCACAGGUCAGGGAAAUGCAAAAGCAAGCCAGGUGGCGGACGCCAUGCUGGAUGCAGUGAUUGACGUGUUGAACCAAAAUGCUUCCACUACCCUGAAGACAAUCCGGAUAGUUAUCUUUCAAGCACCCAUGUUAAAAGACUUCCACAGCAGUAUGCAAGACAGAGAAGCAAAAGCAGGUGCAGCUGAACUUCCCAAAGAGAAAGAGAAAGGAUGGUCCUUUGGAUACUUUGGCUCCAGAAUAAAAUCAUUGUUUAGUGGUACCACUGAAAAGCCAAAGAAAGAAGAUGAUUUUGUUAUUGAGCCUCUGGAAAUGGAUCCAGCAUGCUUCCACAUCUGUAGUGAUUCACAAGCCAAAGUAGACUCAGCCAAGAUGUGGAUCAACGACCUGAUUAUCAAAGAGGAAAGCAACAACAAGAUUCAAGACAAUGCUAUCCUGAGCCUUUCUGAUGCAGACCACAAAAAGAUCGUCGACAUCCAGAAGAACAUGUUUGUGAGCAUAAGGACUGAGAACAAGAGUGGCCAUGCCUCAAUCACCAUCGAGGGGCUCAGCAAGAACGUGCUCAAAGCCACCAAUGUGAUUCAUGAGAUGCUGAGGAAGGCGAGGGAUGAGGAGGACCAGAAGAGGAAAGAGGAGCUGGCGAGCACAGUGGUAGACUGGCAGUACCAGGCUGGGCUUCAUUUUCAGAGUUUUGAUUCAAAGAACAACUUCAAGCUGGAGCACGCGUUUGAGAAGAAGCUACAAACUGUAAAAAUUACACUCCAGGGUCAAGACUACACGGUGAAUAUGCCAAGUGGACCUGCAACUGAUAGCCAGGGACGCACCUUAGAGAUAAAGCGGAUCGACAAACUAAAAGAUGAAGACAUCCCUGAGAUCUGGGACCCGAUUCCAGCCAACAAAUCAUGUCAUGCUGUCACCAUCCAGCCAGGGUCUGCAGAGUACAACGAAGUCCUGACUUUGUUUCAAGCCUCAUGCAAAUUAAAUGUCCUUAAGAUCGAGAGGAUCCAGAACCCUGGGUUAUGGAAGAGCCUGCUGGUAAAGAAGCUUGACAUGGAGAAGAGGAACGGCCAUCAGAACAAUGAGCGCCGUCUCUUCCAUGGCACCAGCGAUGAUACUGUGGUACACAUCAACGAACACGGCUUCAACAGGAGUUAUGCAGGAAAGAACGCUGCCUGUUACGGCAAUGGCACAUACUUUGCUAUCAAUGCCAGUUACUCCGCCAGCAACACCUACUCCAAGCCAAACCAGAAUGGGGAGAAGUUUAUGUACCUCUGCCGAGUCCUGACGGGGGAUUACACCCUUGGCAGGCAAAACAUGAUCACACCCCCGACCAAGGGUCCUGUCUCUGUUCAGAAGUACGACAGUGUUGUGGACAACACCACCAGACCUACCAUGUUUGUUGUCUUUAAUGACAUCCAGGCUUACCCUGAAUACCUGAUUACAUUCAAGUAACACAACUAUGCACUGGGAUAAGUCAUUUAAAGGCCUUGCAUGUAACACUGCCUCUCAGCAUCAUAUCAGUCUCUUUUACUAUACUUAGAACUUUGUUUUAAAUCUAACAUUAGUUCUCUAAUGUUAGUUCUUUUAUUGUUUUACAAGACAAGGUCAAAGCUUCCUUAAUGGACAUUUAAAACCAUUGUGCCUUGAAUUUAUGUGUGGUCUUAAAGAUAAUAAUGCAAAGAUAUUCAACAAUGCACAAACUGUUUUGCCUAACUUUUGAUCACUGUGAUUACACUGGACAUUGUAUUUAGAGCUUAUAAGACCCUGGAGGCUGCAGGAAAGCGCCCUGUGAUUUCCAAGAAGUCAUGUGCUGCAUUCGUGUAUCAGGUUUACAAUCACCUUUGGUUUAAAGGGAAAGUGAAAGUUAAGUAAAGUUCCUGUAAACAGGCCUGUACAAAUAAACAUCAUUAC